Molecule: messenger RNA, 1322 nt
Organism: Blepharisma stoltei
Lineage: Eukaryota; Ciliophora; Heterotrichea; Heterotrichida; Blepharismidae
Source: the annotation of a GenBank genome assembly
AUGAAUUCAAGAUACAGACAUAUGACUUUAAAUAUUGAAUGCAGCAAUUGUCUGGCUGAUUCAAUAUUCACUCCACUAGACAUUGCAGAUUCCGCAAUGCUUAAAUCACCACCAAACACUCCAUUUUUAGAUCUUUAUGAAAAACUUACUUCCUCAGUGGAGAACAAAAAAAGCAUUCAGAAAAUUCCUAUUUUUGGGCGAAAAAAACCUCACGAGUUACAAAAAAAUUUUGCAUGAAAAAAAUUUUGAUAUAUAAGUUAUAAUUAGUAUAAUGAGAUCCCGACAAAAAUUAAUUUAAUUUGCAAAAUUCAACAUUUCAAUCUCAAAUUUGUAUAUAAUUUUUUAAAAAUAAAAUAUUGAUUUGCUCUGUCAUGGAGGGGAGUUAGUAAAGAAUUUCACUCUUCAGGUGUCAGUCAUCUUCGGCAAUUUUUACUGAAAAAACUUGUAAAUGAUUCCUACUUAUCUAAGCAUUGGCCUUAUAAGAAAGUUUAUUCUUUAUUGAACUCAAUUGCCCAUGUGAUGCUUUUUAAUGAACUAGAAGUCAUCUAUUGAGGUAUACUGAUUAAUUCUACAUCACCUGAAGAAAGAACAAUAAGUCCUAGAAUGCUAUCAAUAUUUACAGCUUAUCUAGCAAAAAUUAGUAUGAAUGAAGAUAAUGAACCUUUUGAACAGUUUAUGAAUAUGAAAUUUCCGAAAUUUAGGCUUAGUUUUAAUAAUUGGCUUCUUAUUACAAGCUGCUCAGCAGAACCUAAUUUAAAAGAACUCACCCCCUCUCUAUCCGUGAGUGAGCAGGACCGUUGGAAAACUCCUUAUUAUUUUAAGUGAAAGCCAACCUGACGUGAACGAAAAAAAAAAUUUUUGGUACAAACGUUGUUUAUAAAAUAUAUUUGAGAUAUAAGUGAUAACUAUUAUAAUGAAAUCUCUAGUUAAUACUGUUGAAUUUUAAACACAACCUUUACAAAUUAAAUUAAUAUUUGCUUUCCAAUGUUCGCAAAUCUGAAUUUUUUAAAAAAAAAAUUACAAUAAAAAUAUAUAUAAAUUUUAUUAGCUUCUCUCAAAUUUUUUUUGUCCACUCAUGGAGGGGGAUUUAAUAUAAAAAAUACAACCAGCUUAUAUAUUAUUCGAAGAAAAAAAAAGAGAAAAAAGAUUAUACUGAAAUGGUUGAAUCUCUGAUGAAAUGCCCUGGGAAAAAAGAAGCUAUUUCUUCAGAAAAUGCAAGUGAAAUUUCGAGUGUAGAAGAUCUUGAUGAAGAAAUAGAAGCAGUUCAGCAAGAUUUUCUAAUAGAAGAUAAGCUGUCACCUUUGGAUAUUGAUGUCAGAUAA